AUGAAAAUGGAAAUCAUAGAAAAUAAUGAAGAUGAAAAGAAAGAAAAGAAAGAAAAAAAAGAAAAGGAGGAAGAAAAAAACGAAAAAGAGGAAGAAAAAAAAGAAAAGGAGGAAGAAAAAAACGAAAAAAACGAAAAAGAGGAAGAAAAGGAGGGAGAAAAAAACGAAAAAGAGGAAGACACUUGUAAUGCGUGCGAAUUUUGUGAAGAUGUGUGUUUAUUCGAGUUUUGUAAAAAAUGCGAAAUGAAACGAAAAGAGCUAUAUAUCAAGUAUAAAAAAUAUGACUUAAAAAUAUAUCAAAAUAAAUUAAACCGCUCAAUUAUCUUGAACGCAUUAACACAUAAAAAUGUUCUAACAAAUGAAUAUACCAAAAUGAAAGAAAUUCGAGAUGUAAUUAAAACUAAUGAAAAUGAGCCCAAAUAUAAGGACACAGAAAAUGAAGAGAGUGAAAAAAAUGAAAAAAACGAAGAGAGUGAAAAAAAAAAAAAAAAAAAAAAAUAUUACAAUUAUAUUAAGUAUAAAAAAAAUUUCACAUUUUGUGAGAUAAAAAGACAUUGUAAUAUAGAUGAUUGUUGGGUUGUAGCAAACGGAAAUGUAUAUGAUGUAACCAAAUUUAUUGAAAAUCAUCCAGGAGGAAUUAAUUGUAUAUUAAAUAAAGCAACCAAUGAUGUAAGCGUUGACUUUUCUUUUCACUCAAAAUAUGCACAAACAAAAAUUUGGGAAUCUUUAAAAAUUGGGCGUGUUAUACCUUGCUCAAAAUAUUUUAUCAGCGAAAAAAAAACAAACAAUUGUAUUUUUAUGUAA
Messenger RNA from Plasmodium yoelii, 804 nucleotides. RefSeq names its product heme/steroid binding domain containing protein, putative. The transcript has a single exon. Lineage: Eukaryota; Apicomplexa; Aconoidasida; Haemosporida; Plasmodiidae. The record is from RefSeq and is a predicted model, not a curated record. Gene Ontology annotation, cellular component: membrane; intracellular membrane-bounded organelle. Bases 1 to 804 code for a protein of 267 amino acids. Gene Ontology annotation, molecular function: heme binding.